This is a messenger RNA of Durusdinium trenchii, 3964 nucleotides long. The record is from the annotation of a GenBank genome assembly. Lineage: Eukaryota; Dinophyceae; Suessiales; Symbiodiniaceae.
GGAUGAGCUGUCACUGCUGAGAGUUGCCAUGGUUUGCGGCGUUUCCUCAGCACAGAUGGAGAAUCAGGAGAUUGCUCCAUGCCCUUGGAGUGCUUUCAGGUAUGAUCUGUUGUUUUGCUGGCUUACACCCACCAUGCGGCGGGCCAAGGGGAAAAAGGUGGAACUGGAGGACUUGCCACAGCUCCCCAAGUCAGAUACCCUGGCCGAAAUCUGGAGCCCCAAGCGGCGGCUUGCGCCACCGGACUCGGUUCGCCGGGUGGCACGUGGAGAGUUCGUUGGGAUGCUUUACGCGGCCUUGGCCAUGUUGCUCUAUGCCACCUCGAUGACUUUGAUGCCCGUGGCCAUGAUGAUGGUCAUCAAGUGCGCAGAGGUCGAGGAGACGGAUGACUUCAAUUGGCUGGACGCCUCCUGGAGCCAUCCGGAGGCCAUGAUCUAUUGGAUCAUCAUCUAUGUGGUGCUGCAGUCCAUUUCAGCGGUGGCAAACCACUGGCAAUUCCAUUUGGCAUAUCACGCUGGUCAGCGGAUGCGGGCACAGGUGAUCUUGAUGGUCUUCCAGAAGGCUUUGAAGGUGGAUCCCCGGGUGAGGCCUUCCGUGGGUCACACCUUGAAUUUGAUGUCCACUGACGCGCAGAAAUUCUUAGAAGCGCUCCCGUUCCUCCACAAGCUUUGGGCCUCUCCGCUGCAAGUGGUGAUCGCAAGCAUUAUUUUGCUGGCCCUUGUGGACGUGAGCGCCCUUUGUGGCAUCGCGGUGCUCGUGCUGGUGGUGCCCAUGUCUCGUCAACUGGCCAAGCUGCUGAACCGGUUCCGGGCGCAGCACUUGGUCUUUCAAGAUCAGCGCGUGCGCAUGUGUGUGGAGAUGCUGGAAGGCAUCCGUUGCAUCAAGUACUUUGCCUGGGAGAAGCCCUACUUGCAGCGGGUCUUUGGCUUGCGCACACAUGAGAUUUAUUGGGCUUUGCGCGAGUCCUUGGUCUUUGGUUUCUCAAUGAUCUUUGCAGUCUUGAGCCCAACUUUGGCUUUCACUGCCACGCUCUUGGCCUUUGUCCUGCAGGGCUCUGCCACCCUGACGGCCACGCGGGUCUUUGGGACCUUGGCCUUGCUGAAUGCCUUGCGCUUUCCCAUCAUGGACCUCGGUAGCAUGCUGGCCACCAUCGUCUCGCUCUACACCUCCUGGCACCGUCUCCGAAAGUAUCUUCUCCUUCCAGAGGCGGGCGUUCCUGUGCAGGAACUCAAGGACGACUUGGUGCAGGUUCAGCUGGACCAUUGCAGCUUUAGCUGCACAGAAGGAGGGAAAGAGCUCUUCCGGCUCAAGUUGGACACUGAGCUGCAGGUGCGGUGCGGCGAGGUGGUGGUGAUCUUGGGCAAGGUGGGCAGCGGCAAGUCGACGUUGCUGCAGGGCCUCUUGGGGGAGGUGAACUGCCAGGGGACCUUCCUCGCCUGUCGCGGCAGGAUUGCCUAUUGCUCUCAACAAGCUUGGAUCCGGAACGAGUCGAUGCGGGAGAACAUCUUGUUCGGCGAAGCCAUGGACACGGAGUGGUAUACCACAGUGCUGGAGGCGUGUGGCUUGGCCACCGACCUGAAGCAAUUGGCCCACGGCGACCUCACCGAGAUCGGUGAGCGCGGCAUCACCCUGAGCGGAGGCCAAAAGCAGCGAGUGGCUUUGGCGCGAGCUGUCUACAACCGCAAAUGCUCCCUGCUCUUGCUGGACGAUGUGUUCAGCGCGCUGGAUGCUCACACCUCGCGUCACAUCUUGCAGGCGCUCCUGGGCCCGGAGGGCCUCCUGCGCGACCGCGCCGUGGUGAUGGCCUCGCACAGCACGGCCUGCGCCGAGCGAGCACAGAAGGUGCUGCUACUGGGAACUCCACCAGGGGCCGAAGAGGAAUCCAGCUUGCUCUUUGAAGGGACCUGGCGCGAGCUCUGCGAUGAGAAGGAGUUGCUUCAACUUAUUGGUCAGGUUGAGACGGAGACGCAUCAUGAGAAGGAGGAACAUGCACAGGAGACCUUGGAGUUGCAGAAGCUUGAGGUGAGCAAGCCGCCAGGUUUGAUGAAGGCAGAGGAUCACAGCGGCAGCAUCUCAUGGCGUGCCAUCCGCAUGUACCUGCGUGCUGCGGGAGGUUGGGCUGUGGUGUCUCUCUUCGUGCUGAGCUCGGUGCUGGAACGCACGUUGAUCAUCGGCUUGGAUUGGUGGCUGUCUCGUUGGACAACAGUGACCAGUGAGGCGACAGCAGAUGAGGUGGAGGUGAGCUUCUACCUCGGCGUCUACUUGGUCGUGGUGCUUUUCGCUGCCUUCUUCGUGGCCCUCAGCCGUUUGACCAUUGCCGUGUCCACCGUGAAAGCUGGCCAACGUCUUUUCGAGCAGCUUGCCAUGCGCGUGGCUCAUGCACCCACUCGCUGGUGGGACACCACUCCUUUGGGUCGGGUCUUGAACCGCUUCAGCUUCGACACCGAGAACGCGGACACCACGCUGGUGACGAAGCUCUUCCCCGCGAUCAUGUCCUUGAGCUGGUGUGCUGGGGCGAUUGCAGUCAUGGUGGUGACCUUUUGGCCCUGGUCCCUUCUCUUCGUCCCCAUCCCCACCUUCAUCUACUUCCGGCUGUUCCAGUUCUCCAGGAAGUCCAUCCGACAGUUCCAGCAGCUGGAUAGCAUCUCGCGGAGUCCCAUGCAGUCGGUCUACUCCGAGGUCCUGAAUGGCAUCGUGAGCGUCCGUGCCUUCGCCUGCGAGGCUCAAUACCAAGAGCGCUUGGCCAACGUCAUCGACGUGAACUCGGGCGCCAUUUUGACGUUUAACUCCUCGAACCGUUGGUUGGGCGUCAGGGUGGAGCUCCUGGCAGCCUUCAUCAGUAGCUUGUUGGGCCUCGGCGUGUGGCUUUUGCGCGGCUUCGUUCCGGCGAGCUUAGUUGGCAUGUGCUUCAUUUGGAACUCGAACUUAGCCGUCUCCCUCGGGUUCAACUGCAUCUUCUCCAGCCAGGCCGAAGCAUGCUUCACGUCGAUCGAGCGCAUCACUGAGUAUGCCGUGGAGGUCCCCGACGAGAGACUGGAGCAUCCAGACGUCGCGAGGUGCACUGCUGCUGGCACUGCUGGUGCCAGCGGAGGCCGCGGAGAGGAGGGCAGUGCCUUGCUCAGCUUCAACCAGGUGUCGCUGAGAUAUCAGCCUGGCCUUCCAUUGGCGCUGAACGCUGUGAGCUUCCACCUACAGCGCCAGGAGCGCUUGGCGGUGGUCGGCCGCACGGGCUCUGGAAAGUCGACCUUGGCGGUGGCCUUGUUCCGAUUGUGCCCCUUGGAGGAGGGCCAAGUGCUUCUGAGGGGGCAAAACUUGGCGCAGCUGCCCCUUGAUGUGGCGCGACGCUCCAUGGGCAUCAUCACACAGGAUCCCGUGAUCUUCAGUGGUACGGUGCAUUACAACUUGGACCCCUUCGGCGAGUUCGACGCGGAGAAAUGCUCGGCCGCUCUGGAGCAGGCGCAGCUGGCGGAGAGCUUGGAGCUUGAGACGCAGAUCGAUCAGGCGGGUGCCAAUCUCUCAGUGGGGGAGCGCCAGCUCCUGUGCCUGGCUCGGGCAUUGCUACGAAGUCCGAAGCUGCUUGUUUGUGAUGAGGCAACGAGCUCGGUGGAUGCUAUCACGGACGCGCAAGUGCAGAAAUGCCUUCGCAACGCCGUGAGAACCUUCGAUGCGAGCUUGCUGACCAUCGCCCACCGCUUGGUCACGGUGGCCGACUACGACAAGGUAAUGUUGCUGCAAGCAGGGCAAGUGAAGGAGUUCGAUUCUCCCGGCAAGUUGUUGGCAGAGAAGUCCUCGGCCUUCUCUCAGUUAGUUGACAGCAUGGGCCAACGCGAGGCGGCGGCGAUCCGGCAGAUCGCCGUAUCCACGGGGCCCACACAGCUCUCCCUGUGAGUUGUGAACCGAAAAAAAUGCAUUGAGCGACGAGUUCAGAUGUGCUGGUGGGUCAGUUCCAUGGUGUCUUGCUUGAUG